This is a messenger RNA of Zootermopsis nevadensis, 961 nucleotides long. The record is from RefSeq and is a predicted model, not a curated record. Lineage: Eukaryota; Metazoa; Arthropoda; Insecta; Blattodea; Termopsidae.
GUUUUAUAUGAACCGUGAUGUGUACCACAAGUGACUCAAACGCAUUAAUUGUCGACGGUCUCGCAUACUCAUUGAGAUAUUGGGCCUUGCGUACGUAUGGGGGUUUGAAGAUGCAACGGAAAUUAUCUCGACAUUUUGGUGUUGAAGUUUUUCUUUGUAGUUUUUAAAUUUUUAAAAUGGAUACAGUAGAUGACUAUUCUGAAGUACAAAUGUCGCCAGUAGUAAAAUUAACUGAUGGCAUUGACAUGAGGAAAUUAAUAGAUGAUUCUUUUACAACAUUUAAAGUGGAUGUCAGUGACAAUGUUGAAAACAAUGUCUCCUACUUUGAUAAAGAUGAGUUACUGCAGUGUGUUAAUUUUGAUUGUAUUAAUGCUGACUCAGAUGAAGACAGUAGUAGUGUAGAGCCAGAAGAAACUCCUUUUCAAAAAAUUGCUUCAAAAAUGACAAAUUUAACACAGGAUGGAAAGGUUAAGAAACGGGAAAUUCAACCAGGUUCUGGGUGUAUAGUCCCUGAGAGAGCUCUUGUAACAGUCCACUACAAUGCUUAUGUCGAAUAUGGUGAUGAACCAUAUGACUCAACUUGGUUGCGUGGAUACCCCAAAAUGGGUCACCUUGGGCAGAGUUUCAUCAUAGGGCUUGAUAUUGGCAUUGCUUCCAUGAAGAAGGGAGAGACUUCAAGGUUUCUUUUGCAUCCUGAUGUUGCUUAUGGAAAAUUGGGCUGUCCACCAAGAAUUCCACAAAAGAAUGGUGUUUGAAAUGGAAUGUUGGCUUUGGAACUAUUCAGAUAUUGGUAGCCUGUGUUUACAUGAGUGUCAAGGUAGGUCGAUUAGUUUGUUAAUGCAUUGAACAGUUGCCAGUGAAUGACUCAGUCUCAGUGAGUCUCUCUCUCUGAACUGUAAAAUUUAAUACAGCUAUAUUACAUCACUGGAAAAACUGUUGUACAUAUUAACAAGAUGUAAUU